AUGAAGCUCUUGCACUCGGGCCCCGCGAGCUGCGGGCUCGGAAGCCUCUCAGGCCCCGCUCACCGGUGGGAAGCGAGCCGGAGUCUCGUCCCAGGCCCUCGCUGCCGCCUUUGGAAAAGCGUCGAGUCCCGGAGUGCCGCCGAUGACUUCCCUCCAGGGGUGCCCCUGCAGGACGGGUGUUCUGGGGGACACACUCUGGGUCCUCCUAAGCCACCUGCCCACGGGGAAGGGACCACAGCCAUCUCCGGAGUCCUCCAGAAGGACGCCUUAGUGCGACAACCCCAGCUGGAGAGCGGUGUCCUGCCCGUCAGGCCUGGCGAGGAGGCAGCAGGCAGCAGCGGAGGGCUGGGCACCCAGAGGGCACCGGGCACCCAGAGGGCACCACGCUGCCGCCACUGCGAGGUACACCAGAUGACCGGGAAUUACAUGUGGGACCCCAACACCAACAAGUCGUUUGACAUCGGUGUCAACAGGGACAGCCUGAUGCCACUCUGGUGGAACGGCUCGGAGCCGCUGUGGGUGACGCUGACCAAGGCCCAACGGAAGGUCUACAUGUACUACUGGCCAGGCUGCGAAGUGGAGAUUCUCGGUGUCAGACCUACUUACUGCCUAGAAUAUAAAACUGUCCCAACGGAUGUCAAUUUUGCCAACGCAGUCAGCGACGCUCUUGACUCAUUCAAGAGUGGCCGGGCUGACCUCGCGGCCAUAUACCACGAGCGCAUCGACGUGGAAGGUCAUCACUACGGGCCUGCAUCACCCCAGAGGAAAGACGCCCUGAAGGCUGUGGACACCAUCCUGAAGUACAUGACCACGUGGAUCCAGGAGCGCGGGCUGCAGGACGACCUCAACGUCAUCAUCUUCUCAGACCACGGAAUGACUGACAUUUCCUGGGCGGACAGAGUAAUUGAGCUGAAUAAGUACAUCAGCCUGAGUGACCUGCGGCAAGUGAAGGACCGAGGCCCGGUGGUGAGCCUUUGGCCGGCGCCCGGGAAACUCUCUGAGAUCUAUACCAAACUGAGUUCAGUGGAACACAUGACUGUCUACGAGAAAGACAUGAUACCGAGCAGGUUCUAUUACAAGAAAGGGAGAUUCGUCUCGCCCUUGACCUUAGUAGCAGAUGAAGGAUGGUUCAUAACUGAGACUCGAGAGACGCUUCCGUUCUGGAUGAACAGCACUGGCAGGAGGGACGGCUGGCAGCAGGGCUGGCAUGGCUAUGACAACGAGCUCAUGGACAUGAGGGGCAUCUUCCUGGCCUUCGGACCCGAUUUCAAGUCCAACUUCAGAGCUGCUCCGAUCAGAUCCGUGGAUGUCUACAACGUCAUGUGCAGCGUGGCCGGCAUCACCCCCCUGCCCAACAACGGCUCCUGGUCCAGGGUACAGUGCAUGAUGAGGGGCCAGGCCAGCUCGGCCCCCAGGGCUGCGGGCAGCUGUGUGCUGGCCGCGCUUCUCCUCCUGCUCCAGGCCUAGCCCCUCCUGCUGUCCCCACUCAGCCCAGUGUGUCCCCCACGCUGGCC
This is a messenger RNA of Condylura cristata (star-nosed mole), 1514 nucleotides long. It is a transcript of the gene ENPP6, whose product is annotated as ectonucleotide pyrophosphatase/phosphodiesterase 6. The record is from RefSeq and is a predicted model, not a curated record. Bases 1 to 1467 code for a protein of 488 amino acids. The transcript is spliced from 9 exons. NCBI's taxonomy places the organism in Eukaryota, Metazoa, Chordata, Mammalia, Eulipotyphla, Talpidae.